Centrocercus urophasianus (Greater sage-grouse) is the source of this 3222-nucleotide messenger RNA. It is a transcript of the gene NRK, whose product is annotated as Nik related kinase. Gene Ontology annotation, biological process: protein phosphorylation. Gene Ontology annotation, molecular function: protein kinase activity; ATP binding. Bases 28 to 3207 code for a protein of 1059 amino acids. The transcript is spliced from 26 exons. The record is from RefSeq and is a predicted model, not a curated record. Lineage: Eukaryota; Metazoa; Chordata; Aves; Galliformes; Phasianidae.
GGAGCGGACCGUUAGCCGCGGCGCGCCAUGGAGCGGCAGUGCGCCGCCCGCAGCCUGGACGGCAUCGACCUGGCCGCGCUGCGGGACCCUGCGGGAAUAUUUGAACUGGUGCAGGUUGUUGGCAAUGGGACGUAUGGACAAGUCUAUAAGGGCCGCCAUGUUAAGACUGGGCAACUAGCUGCAAUCAAAGUGAUGAAUGUUACUGAGAAUGAAGAGGAGGAAAUCAAGUUGGAGAUAAAUAUGCUAAAAAAAUAUUCCCAUCAUCGGAAUAUUGCUACAUAUUAUGGUGCGUUUGUAAAGAAGAGUCCUGCAGGCCAAGAUGAUCAGCUCUGGCUGGUGAUGGAGUACUGUGGUGCUGGCUCUGUCACUGAUCUGGUGAAAAAGACAAAAGGGAACUGUUUUAAGGAAGACUGGAUUGCAUACAUCUGCAGAGAGGUUCUCAGGGGCUUGGCACACCUUCACGCUCAUCAUGUCAUCCAUCGAGAUAUUAAAGGACAGAAUGUUCUUCUCACAGAAAAUGCAGAAGUAAAACUGGUGGAUUUUGGUGUAAGCGCCCAACUGGAUAGAACCAUUGGGAGAAGAAACACUUUUAUUGGAACACCAUAUUGGAUGGCACCUGAAGUCAUUGCCUGUGAGGAGAACCCAGAUUCUACCUAUGAUUACAGAAGUGACCUCUGGUCUUUGGGAAUCACUGCUAUUGAAAUGGCUGAAGGAGCUCCUCCCCUGUGUGACAUGCACCCAAUGAGAGCACUCUUCCUCAUCCCGCGGAACCCGCCCCCAAAGCUGAAAUCCAGAAAAUGGUCAAAGAAAUUCCUUAAUUUUGUUGAAAGCUGCCUUGUAAAAAAUUAUUUGCAUCGUCCGUCCACUGAAACCUUGCUUAAGCACUCUUUUAUCCGAGACAUGCAGAAUGAACGGCAAGUGCGCAUCAUGCUGAAAGACCACCUGGAUAGGACCAGGAAGAAGAAAGGAGAAAAGGAGGAAACAGACUAUGAUUACAGUGGAAGUGAGGAGGAAGACGAUGAGCUGAAUGAAGAUGAAGGAGAACCAAGCUCCAUAGUAAAUCUCCCUGGGGAGUCAACUCUCCGCCGUGAGUUUCUGAGGCUGCAGCAGGAGAACAAAAACCGUUCUGACCCUCAACGCCAGCAGCAGCAGCUGAAGGACCAGGAGAAAUACAAGAAGCAGCUGCUGACAGAGCGGCAGAAACGCAUCGAGCAGCAGAAAGAGCAGAGGAGGAGGCUGGAGGAUCAUCAGAGGCGAGAGCAAGAGCUCCGAAGGCAGCAGGAGUGCGAGCAGAGGUGGGCUGAGGCUAAGGAUGCUCAGAGGAGAGAGGAGAGGUGUAAGGAAGACAAAAGGGCCGUGGAAGAUGAUGAACGGUUCAUAGCAGAUGGGCAGAGGAAACCAGAAAAGAAGCAGAAAAAGGUGGAAGAGGUGCAGCACAACAGGAAGGGGCAUCGAACUCUCCCCAAAGAUCAGACACAGCUGCUGUCUCUCCAGCAUGACCACAAGCAGAAGAAGAAGGAGCCUUCCAAGAGUUCAAAUUCAGCAGCACAUCUUCCAUCAAGCAACACAACCAAAGAGGCCGAGGACCGAAGAAAGAGAAGUGAUGGCAUCCAGCCUGCCCUGCAGUGGCCUGCGGCGCUGGGGCACGAUGCCAUGCCUCAGGCGAGGGUGGGCUCUGGCAGCAGCUCCAGCCCCUGCACCCCUGCGCUGCAGAGAGCCGUCUUAGUGCAGUGUGACAAUUUCCAGGCCAGUAGAGAUGUGUACCACAGCAGCUCGCUGUCAGACAUGGUGACCACACUGGUCGGCCUUGGACAGGAUGACGUAUUCUGGAGUGGGAGUCAGAGUGGAGAACAGCCCCCAAAGGUUCCAGAAAGGACAACCUCCAAAUUUUACAGCAGGGAUCAACCUGGCCAACAGAGAAGCCAUUCAAGUAACAGCCAUCAGCUGUCCCCUGGGGGACAGGCUCUGAAGGUCAACAGCAGCAGCAGCACUGCUGGCAGCACACCAUGGGAAAUGGCAUCUCAUCAGAACAGCCGACCCACCUCAGGGAAUCCAGGACCUGCCAAGGGAGAGAAUGCUUUGUCACAGAACCACUUGCAGCUGCAUAAGAAGCCUGAACAAGUUUCUCAUCCGGGCCAGAUGGCAAGCCCAUGUUCCUUUGCCAAGGGGAAGGACAGUGCCAAUUUGUUCCUGAAAGCAGCAGACUAUUCCUCGUCAAGUGACGAAGCCAGCAGCAGUGACGAAGACGACACGAACCACGCCAGGCAACUGCUGAGCAGCAGAGUGGCAGAUUUCUCAAGGACGGCAGUACCAGAUGGGAUUGAACUGAAACCCCAAAGCACCGUCGCAGAACAGAAGGAUCAGGUUUUAGGGAAACAAAUUUCAAGCACCCAAGAAGGCCUCUGGAGCAUAAACAACCAGAACUAUCUCCUGCCAGAUCUCCUCCAGCAAAGCCAAAUUUCAAACGCUGCCGUGAACCCACCAAAAGUGCCACUGACUAACCAGGAACCUCAGAACAAAUCUCUGAGUAAGACCCCAUCCACUGAAAGUACACCUUCAAAGAGCAGCACAUCAUCUACAACAUCCUUCACGUCAUUCAUAGAUCCUCGACUUCUGCCAAUCACCCCUCCUACCAGUCCGGUAGGACCUCCCUGUAGUUCUUCAUCGAGUGCAAAACCCGAGCCUGUCAGGAGAGAGAAUGCAAGGAAGGGUUCUGUUGUCAAUGUUAACCCAACAAAUAUCCGCCCACAGAGCGACAGUCCAGAAAUUCGUAAAUACAAGAAGAAGUUCAACUCAGAGGUCCUUUGUGCUGCUUUGUGGGGAGUAAAUCUACUGGUGGGGACAGAAAACGGAUUGUGGCUUCUGGACAGAAGUGGGCAAGGAAGAGUUUAUUCACUGAUUACAAGGAGAAGAUUCCAGCAAAUGGAUGUUCUGGAAGGACUCAAUGUGCUAAUUACUAUAUCGGGGAAGAAGAAUAAGUUGAGAGUGUAUUACCUGUCAUGGCUGAGAAAUAAGAUUCUGCGCAAUGAUCCAGAGGUGGAGAAGCGACAAGGCUGGGUGUCUGUGGGUGACCUGGAAGGCUGUGUACACUACAAAGUUGGUGAGGUCAUUUUUUGUUCUUUCCUUGGAGAGCUGCUUAAUCAUCCCUUUGCAUCCCAUGCCACUGGUGUUUUUCUUCAGCUGUGUUUCAAAACUGCAUUAGGCUGACUUCUUUUAAACCUC